AUGUUCCACACACUCCGUGCCUUCUGGAACCAAUCCUUCUUCAUCCCCGCGCCGACAGUGACUGAGAAGAACCUCCCCGACCAAACGGGCAAAGUGUACCUCAUCACCGGCGCCAACACGGGCAUCGGCUACCAAGUCGCGGCGAUUCUCUACUCGCUCAACGCAAAAGUGUACGUCGGGGCACGCUCGGAAUCCAAAGCGACCGCCGCAAUCUCGUCGAUCAAGAGCCUCCACCCAUCGUCCAAGGGCGGCCUAGAAUAUCUACACCUCAACCUCUCGGACCUCUCGACGAUCAAGAGCACCGCCGAGGACUUCAUGCGGCGCGAGUCGAAACUGCACUGGCUGGACAACAAUGCCGGUGUGAUGAUUCCCCCCUCGGGGUCCAAGGGCGCACAGGGGAUGGACCUGCAGUUCCAAACCAACAUUCUCGGACCGUUUCUGCUGACCAAGCUACUUCUUCCCGUGCUCAAGCGCACGGCCGAGUCGGAGCCAGCGGGCUCGGUGAGGGUGAGUUGGGCAGGUAGUCUCGCUGUGGAGCUGGGUAGUCCCAAGGGCGGCAUGCUGUGGAAGAAAACGCCGUCGUCGUCCGAGGAGACACUGGACGAUUCAAAGGAUAUACGAACCAAUUACUCAAUCACCAAGGCCGCUAAUUAUUUCCUGGGGAAUGAAUUUGGAAAGAGAUUCGGUGAGAGGGAUGGAGUGUUGCAUAAUUCAUACAAUCCUGGAAACCUCAAAUCGGAUCUUCAACGCCACACUCCAAAACCUUUACUAUGGCUCUUCAACGCGAUGCUGUACCCACCAGUCUACGGCGCUUACACCGAACUGUACGCUGGAUUGUCUCAGGAUUUGACCAUCAAGGAUCAAGGUGCCUACAUUGUGCCGUGGGGUCGUCGUGUGUCUGUCAGGAAGGACCUGGAAGAUGAGGUGGCCAAGGAAGAUGGGCAGGCCGCGAAGUUGUUUGAGUGGUGCGAUCGAGUGACGAGGGAGUAUGCUUAG
Molecule: messenger RNA, 996 nt
Organism: Exophiala spinifera
Lineage: Eukaryota; Fungi; Ascomycota; Eurotiomycetes; Chaetothyriales; Herpotrichiellaceae
Exons: 2
Coding region: 1-996 (331 amino acids)
Source: RefSeq, a predicted model, not a curated record